This is a messenger RNA of Symbiodinium pilosum, 4584 nucleotides long. The record is from the annotation of a GenBank genome assembly. Lineage: Eukaryota; Dinophyceae; Suessiales; Symbiodiniaceae.
AUGCAUCGACGGGGCAACCGGCUGCAGCACAAGUCCAUGCUGGUCAGCGUAUCAGAUGGUGAUGUGAUCGAGCCUCAGAAGCGCUGCGAGGAAUGCGAAGAUCGUCCGGCUGCUUUUGCAUGCGACUACUGUUUGGACAACUACUGCGUGCAGUGCUUCUGGAAGUGUCACUUCAAUGGUCACCGACGCCAGCAUACCGCGUCUAAGGUAGCGGUGGUGCCUAUGUGCAACCAGUGCCAGAACGUUCGAGCCACGAUCUUCUCCGAGCAGACUCAGGAGUUAAUGUGCACAGAAUGUUUCACCAUGCUCCACGCCAAGGGCAACCGCAUGCUGCACUUGUUCAUGGAUGCGAUGGAUCUACUUGUACUCUUAGAGCGCCUGGAUCCAGCCUUCCAGGAGCACAUGCGCAGAGCCCGACCGCGUGUCUUGUGGGCACUCAGCCAGUUGCAAGGUUGGGUGAAGGGUAUCGAAGCGCGGCGCAACUUCAAGAAAAGAAAGGAUGUGGUUUUGAUGAUUCAGCGGCGUUGGCGUGGUGUGCUGACGCGGCGGCGCCUACUGGGCAUGCUGCACAUGCACAAAUGGCGAAGGCGCCAGGUGAACAAUUACUUCCUGCCAAAGACGGCCGCAGAGCGUCGCGCAGUGAAGCAGAAGACCACGGCCAUGCUUUCGGCCAAGGAUGUGACCACACGCGCGGCCAACCAGUCGCUGCGGGAGUUGCGGCAAACCAUCCUCUCUACUGCCAAUGCCGAUCCGCUGGAGGAGAAAGUAAGUGUGGUUUGGGUGUUGUCUUGCUGUGUCACCGCGUGGAGCAUUCCAGGACGCGCAGCUCACGCGGGAUCAGAUGGAGGAGCUUCAAGUUUUCAUGACCCGUACUGGGAUAAGGUUGUUGAGGCUCCUGCUACUCCCUGUGAGGCAUUGCCUGGUGCAGAGGUCACCAUGGGCGCCUCGGGCUCUGGCUUCGGUGCCAGUGGCGCCUUGCCUGGGGGUGCCCAGACUAUGCCCUCGGGCAUCUCGCCGUACACCAGCUACGAGCAGAGCUCCCGCUUCAAUGGCGCCCUCACGUCGCCUGCUGGAGCCGCCACCACGCAGGAUCUGUCCAAGAAGGACAUCCGCAAUACGCGAUUUCGGGCAGUUCAGGGUGUGGAGACUGUAGAUCAGAUCGAGAAUAUUUCGUCCGGCUACCGCCAGGUGGCACAGCAUGGCACACGCGAGCAGAUGGUUCAAUUUAUGCAGCGUGUGAUUGUGGACUUCGGGUUGCAGGCCCUCCCACCGGCAGCCCUGGAAGAUCUAGCUCGCCAGCACACCAAGCUUUGCAGCUCCUUCAAGGAGCUUUUGCAGGACCUCAAAGAUGAAGCAGCGCGGACAAUGUCUGGUACAGGGAUGCCCUCUGCGCCUUGUGAUCCCUCUGCGCCGCCUGGCGAGCCUUCUGCUCCUCCGGGGCACUCCGGGCCAGACGCAGACCAAGCAUUGCGUCCUGGAGCUUCGUCUUCUGCAUCCAGUUCAACUCAGAGUGCUCAGGUCAGUUUGAAUGAUCUGAGCUUGGAGGACAUGGAGCCUUCAGGAACACUGCUGCUUGCCUCGCCGGCAUGGUCACCCCUGUCGUUGUUCCGGCAGCGCCAGUUCCAGCUAGUCAUCCGGAACCCGAGAAAUCCAUCAGUUGGCCUUCUAGUUUUCGCCAGUGACGAUCGCUCCGUGCUGACUGCUAUGGUGCAGGCUAUCCUCGCGCAGCUCGGUCCAAGUGUGCAGAGCUUGGCCCAGCCCGGUUCCUAUCAAAACCUUCAGAAUAACCCCGCCUUGCUUCGGCGCCUGGCCAUCAGUCCAUCAGAUGUAGCUACGGAGCUAUGCAUCCCGACUGCGCCCUCGCAGGAGGUGCACCCUGAGGAAGAGCAUGGGGAAUGCCCUAUUUGUUUCGAAGCCAUCCAUCCUGGGGAGGCUGCGAUGCGAUGCGCGGGUCACGGAGGGGUUCAUCACUACUUCCACUCGCAUUGCCUGCAGUCCUGGGUGACAGCUUCCCGACAGGGCCGCCAAGCUACUUGCCCGGUAUGCCGAGGUCAGCUGCAGAUGAACGGACAGCGGCUGCAGCAGUUCCUAAAUGGUGAGGCAUCUGCCUCGUUGUCUGAAGAUGACCGGACGUAUUUGCAGAACAUUUCGGAUGGCCUACGUGGAAAGAACCAAUGGCAGCAGAUGAACACGCUUGAGAAGGCAGCCUAUGCUGGAGGAAUUAUAGCUGCAGCUGGCUGGGGCUUCAUGUUGGGCUACAACGAGCCAGAGCAUCGGGUGACCCGGUACUUGGCGCUUGACAUCCUUCCUUCAGAGCAUCGCGUCGCUCAAGGCAUAGGCUGGUUUGUUGGUGUCAUUGCAUUUUACGUGCGGCAGCAUCUGCGCGAGAAGGAAGAGCGAGAGCGGUGUUCUGAUGGAGAGCAGUGCGCAGCUGUAGCGAAUAUUCUCAAGGAUGGCUAUGUUCCAGCUGUCCAGCCUAGCAUAAGAGACAGCAUGGAAUUGUUGCGCACCCGAGUCUGCGAAUGGCAACCUGUCGGCAUCGACUCAAUUGCAAUCGCACCCUCGGGCGGCUCAUCACCUCGCCUCGCAGCUCGCCUUGCGGCAGAAGGACGGCAGCAGCUGCGGCUGAUAUCCGCCGGGCUUCACAGAGAGGUCACCGAGUGGGACGUGGAAACUCUAGAGCCCAUAGAGACUUGCUCUCCAGGUGGCGGUGCCGUCUGGGGCUUGAAGGUGCAGGGGCAGAGCCUUUUUGCCGCCUGCGAUGAUGGGACUAUACGGAUCCUGUCCUUGACUGGGGGUGCAGGGUCGCUGAUGUAUACCAAGCGAAUAAACGUUUCCAAGACCCGACUUCUCAGUCUCGCCGUGCAGGACACCGCGAUCUUCGCAGGGGCUGACAGCAAGAUCUCUAAAUGGAGCAUCGAAGCUGGAGUCUGCGAAGGCAGUAUGCAGCUAGACCAGAUGCUGGCCAGUGGGGACAGCCUGGGAUUGGUACAGAUCUGGGACACUGCUUCGGUGAACUCAGUGAACGCACAGGAGGAGCAGUCUCCUGAUGUAGAGGAUGUAGAGGAUGGGGAACCGCCGCCCUUACCUUUGCUCAAUCUCAGGGAGGCUUUUGAAAAGCUUCGCAGGAAGGAAAGAAAGACAUACAAAGCUGGACAAAUCAUGAGUAUUCUCCAGGAGGAUGAUGAUAACUGCAAUUACUCGACCAGCGGCUUCGAUUCUUGGGAAAAGAAGUCAUUUACAAUCCUGCUCCCAGUGAAACAACGUGGGCGUCAUAUCGGGUAUAUGCUGGACGUGGGCUUCCAGCGUGAAGCCUACGACCGGGGGAGCACAGACAAGGACGAGACGGUCAGACAUGUGAAGCUCCUUCCAGAUGGCCCAUCUUUGAAGGUUACAAACAAACCCUGCACUUCACUCUUUGCGAUAACGGAUGAGAUGCCUGAGCUCGAUGCAUCGUCCAAGACGGAGCUGGAGCAACUAAUUCAGAAAUGCACGCGAGACGUGUUGGAUUGCAGGCUCUUCGUCUUCAAGCCUCUGGAGUCGGGCCUGAGCCCGAUGAUGCGCCGAGCCUCGGGGCAUCUGCUCGGGCCAGCUCUUGCUUACGAUCUCAUUGGCCGGCAAGUCCGUGGGACCGGUACAGAGUACUUGUGUUCUUCCGCCAUUUCACCAGAUGGCAAGCGGGUAGCGGCAAGCGAUAUGACUGGGACUCGACUUUUUGACCUCAGCGUGAGUGAGCUGCAGGUCCAGCGGGUACCGCUACCGCUCGAAAUCGCCAAUGGCGCAGCGCGCGCUCUGAAGUUCUGCUCGUCGAAGCUGCUUGCGGUAGCGCCCUGGCAUGGCCAUGCCAUCCACCUGCUCGACUGUGAGGAAAAGACUCUCGUAGCAACCUUCGAGGAGCACAAAGCGCCGGUCGCUUUGCUGGCUGCAGGUGGGCCUGGCGGAGAGUGGUUGGCCUCUGCUGAUUUGGGUGGAGCAGUCCACAUCUUCAGCCUGGAUGGCUUGUAUCACCAUGCCUCUGUUCCCAUCGGGCGUGGAGCAGCCACUGCGAUUGGCUUCGACAGUUCCGGUCAGCGUUUGGUUGUUGUUACAACGGCGCACGUGGUGUCUCUUUUCGACGUUGAGUCUCAAAGCAUGGCUACGGAUAUCCCCCCGUUUGAUAUACCGAAGCGGCAUCUGGCUAUCCAUGCUCGCAUCUGUGGAGUUGCUGCUUUCCCAGAAGCACCUGACAGAUUGCUGCUCUGGGGCCACAACUACGUUCUGGCUGUGAAUCUCCGGGAGAAGGCAAACCCCAGCUCCAAACCCAGCUCUGAUGACUCAUACACCUGGCGGCUCUGGGCUGGAAUCCGCCAUGUCCUAGCCUUCUUCGGCCUCCAGAAGCCUUGGACUCUCGCAACAGAUUCAGCUGAAGUUCGGAAGCGCAAACGUGGAGAUGCCGAUGUGGAUGUGGCCCUUUUGCCAACGGGCCUGGCAAUGGAGGUGACGCCCGAGUCCGCUGCGGCUGCUCUUCCGACCCCGUUCGAGCGGAAGAAGUUCCAGAAGCAGGGCCCAAAAUCAAAGAAGACUGCACGAGGAGCAGAAGAGUGA